CAAUAUAAAUUUGAGGACUGAAAUUGAACCCCCAUACAUGGGGAUGCACUGCUGAUCCCCCAUCUCACCAACCCGCCAAAUUCACAGCUACCCGCCAGAUAUUUAAUCUUCUUUAAUAUUUUCACUUCUCAAUCUCUACAGCAGAAAGCAAGCUUGUUUCUUUCAAUCGGAGUUCACCAUAAUCAGCAUCUACCAGUUCAUCAUCUCAAGAAAAAGCUUCAUCCCACUCAAAUUUCAAGGUUUAUCACAAUCCUCUUCUCUCCUCCCUCUUUUAAUUAAUUGUUUUUUAGGUAUUAAAAUGGAUAUUAUUAUGUUUUGUAUGAAUUGAUUUUGAUAUCAAAUACUCAGCUAUAUGAUUCAGCAUCUUGAUUAACCUAGUAUUGAAAGUUUAUAAUGUGAUAAAUUAAUGUUUUGUGAAAAGGAAUGGAAUCACAAGAUCCUGGACAUGGGUAUUUUACUGAUCUUUUAAAUGAAGAUCAUGUACUUGAUGAUUCCUCUUAUGUUUGGCAAAAUGAAACAACUCCUGGGAUAAAUGAUAACUCCCCACCGUUUCCUUCUAAUGAAGAAAUUAUCAAUAUUAGGAAAUCAGUUAGGGGAGUAAAUUUUACCCCUGGAGAAGACAAGUUACGCGUCUCUGCUUGGUUAAAUACUAGUAUUGAUGCUAUUCAAGGUACUGACCAGAAGCACUACCAACUGUGGGGUAAAAUCUUUGAGUACUUUGAGCAAUAUAAAGAAACCACAAAUGAGCGAACAGUAAAAUCUUUGACACAUCGAUGGUCAGUUAUACAGAAGGCAACAAAUAAAUUUUGUGCAACACUAGCUCAAGUUGGUCGAUUGAAUCAAAGCGGCAUGACUGAGCACGACAAAUUUGAAAAGGCAAAAAUUAUGUACAAAUCGCUGGAGAAAUGCAACUUUCAAUUUGAGCAUUGUUGGAACUUGUUAAAAGACCAACCUAAAUGGAUUGGGCAUGCCACUAAAGAGGAUCCAAAGCGAAGGAAGACUGUCUCUCCAGUCCCAAAAACCAGUCCAUGUUCUGCAGGUACAGAGGAUAAUGCAAUCGAAAAUGAUAUAAUUGAAUUGGAUCGACCAAUUGGAAGAAAAGCUGAAAAAGGAAAACGUAAGGCUCUGGACAAACAAAUAGAGGAAAGUGUCCAACUCAGAAAGUUAAAGUAUACUCUUUUGGAGGAAUCGCGUGUUCAAGAGAAAGAGUUUUAUCGUCUAAAGGCCGAGAAAAUGGAAUAUGACAAAGAAGAAAGAGGAGAAAAAAUUGCAUCAGGAGGACGAAAGACUAAAGUUAGAACGUGAGAAAGUAAAACUUGCAAAGAAAGAAUCAGAUCAACGCAUUAUGAUGAUGAACUUGAAUGGCAUGACAGAUAUUCAAAAGCAAUAUUUUCAACAACUACAAAAGGAAAUCAUGGAAGAGAAUGAUGCACCUGUUUUGGGCUAACAUGGAACAAUGCCAUAAGUAUAUUUUUGCCUAUAAUGUAUAUAUCAGAUAUGAUAUAAUAGGUUUAGUUUGUUUAUUAUAAAUCUAACAUUACUGCUGGGAAUGUAAUAGCCAUUGGUGUUCAAUUAGAUCUUCUUGAAGCUGGUGAUGUGCCGCGCUAUCUCUAAUAUGAUGAUGACGCUGAAUGAAAUCUGCAAAGUCUGUUGUAUGAUUGCU
Daucus carota subsp. sativus is the source of this 1663-nucleotide messenger RNA. RefSeq lists its product as uncharacterized. Lineage: Eukaryota; Viridiplantae; Streptophyta; Magnoliopsida; Apiales; Apiaceae. Bases 424 to 1305 code for a protein of 293 amino acids. The record is from RefSeq and is a predicted model, not a curated record. The transcript has 2 exons.